This is a messenger RNA of Trichomonas vaginalis G3, 1005 nucleotides long. RefSeq names its product protein serine/threonine kinase protein. The transcript has a single exon. Gene Ontology annotation, cellular component: cytoplasm. Lineage: Eukaryota; Parabasalia; Trichomonadida; Trichomonadidae. Gene Ontology annotation, biological process: peptidyl-serine phosphorylation; autophagy. Gene Ontology annotation, molecular function: protein serine/threonine kinase activity; ATP binding. The record is from RefSeq and is a predicted model, not a curated record. The coding region runs from base 1 to 1005 and encodes 334 amino acids.
AUGAAACCUCAGAUACAACUCGCUCCCCUUAAACAAGUCAAAUCUGCCGGAAAAUACAUUCUCGAAAAAGAAAUCGGAACCGGUGGUUUUGCAAAGGUAUUUAUGGGAUCCAGCGCCAAAAGUAACGAGAAAUUUGCUAUCAAAGUUAUUAAGCGCGAACAAGCUAAAGAGCUCGAUACUAUGUCUUAUGUUGAAAAUGAACUCAGGAUAAUCUCCCGCUUAAACCAUCCAAAUAUUGUUAAAGUAUAUGACAUUAUUUAUACAGAUGACUCAAUUCUCAUUGUUAUGGAAUAUAUGGCUAAUGGAGAUCUACAAAGAUUUAUAGAUGACAACUAUUGCUUCAAUAUAGAAGAUCAAGUUCGCAUUGCCCUUGAAAUUUUGGAAGCAUUGGCAUAUCUUCACCAACGAGGCAUUAGCCAUCGUGAUAUUAAACCCGCAAAUAUUAUGUUUGACAAAGAGAUGCAUGCAAAGCUCAUCGAUUUCGGAUUAUGUCGUGAAAACACAAACAUUAUGAAAACAAUUUGCGGCACUCAACUUUUAAUGGCUCCAGAGGUCCUUUUAAACCAUUCAUAUGAUGGCAUUAAAGCCGAUAUUUGGUCGUAUGGUGUUACCCUUCAUAUCAUGGCAACACGUCAUAUACCUUUUGUCAUUAAGAGUGAGUCUCAGUUUGUUCAUGAUUGCAAAUCCAACAAUUUAGCAAUUAACAUCCGCUGCGGUGGCGUCAUUGGGUGGCUUGUCCAGGCUUGCUUACAAACUAAUCCCGAUGAAAGAUUAACAGCUGUUCAAUUACUCGAGUUUAUUAAAUCUCAACAGACGGCGGCCGUUGCCCCAAUUCCAGUUGCAAGAUUAACCGUUGUAAAGCGCGCAAAUACAUCAGCACAAAUCCAAAAAGUUAAAUUACACGCAAAUACUCCUGUUAUAAUUAGAUCUCGAGUAUGCAGUGAAGGAAAUCUUGCAGCACGAAUCAAUGCCCACCAUGAACUUCCAAAAAUACAUGAAAAUUAG